AUGGCCAAGACCCUCAUCGACGGCGGGGCUGGCCUCAACGUACUCUCUGCGGAAACUUUCGGCUUGCUCCACGUGCCGCACGACCGGCUCCGCCCCACCAAUCCCUUCUCCGGGGUUGGCAGCGGUUCCACAAGCCCCCUAGGGCAGAUCCGCCUCCCUGUCACCUUCGGCACCCGCGACAAUUACCGCACUGAGCUUAUCGACUUCGACAUCGCCCGCAUCGACCUCCCGUACAACGCCAUCAUCGGGUACCGGGCCCUGGCUCAGUUUAUGGCAGGGGCCCAUCCUGCCUACAACCUCAUGAAGAUGCCGGGAAGCAGUGGCGUCCUCACAGUGGCUGGAGACACCAAGGAGGCCCUAACGGCCCUCAGGCUCGCCUUCAGGGCCGCAGCAGCAGCACACUCAACUGACGAAACAGCGCCUGGGGCCCAGGGGGCUGCACCGACCAAGAAGAAAUAG
Molecule: messenger RNA, 459 nt
Organism: Aegilops tauschii subsp. strangulata
Lineage: Eukaryota; Viridiplantae; Streptophyta; Magnoliopsida; Poales; Poaceae
Source: RefSeq, a predicted model, not a curated record